Molecule: messenger RNA, 769 nt
Organism: Fomitopsis serialis
Lineage: Eukaryota; Fungi; Basidiomycota; Agaricomycetes; Polyporales; Fomitopsidaceae
Exons: 7
Coding region: 203-679 (158 amino acids)
Source: RefSeq, a predicted model, not a curated record
AGGGAUGAAUUCUGUCACGCGUCCAACAGUCACGUCAACACAUUCGUGAGGCUGUACACGUCGACAUGCUCGCCAAACAUCCUAAAACCCUAUUUUCAAUUGCCUGUUCAGGUAGCGCGGAUCCCUCCGUUCCUAUCCGGAGGGAAACCUCGAGGUGUCGAAGUCAAGAACCCCACGUCUAAAUUCAUGCCAUAUACGGCCGAUGGAUAAUUGUCGGAUGCGCACCCCGUCUAUGUCUGCCCAGCAAACAAAGUCUCCCGUCGCAGCGGAUUGCCGUCGUCUGUGGCCACCUGCUCGGAUCUCGUAUCACGCGCUGGGACUCUCCCUUGAGUCAGCCUUCCACAGCCAAUCAAUUUUGCUCGUUCUCCCGUUCAUGGCGCGUAUACGUAAUCGAAAACGCAGAAGGCUUAUUACGAUCUGGAUGCCCCGGAUCUCCGUGAAAGACAAUGAUGGAGGCUGCGCAACGAUGUAUGUGCGCGGGAGAAGAUCGCAAGAUCCGGCCGCGACAUUGGCGUGUCAUCUGAACGUCCAGCUAAAGGCAAACAAGGUACAGGCUUCGGUUCCGCGCGACUGCAGCGUGCAUACUUGGCUCCACCGUACGUCACCACAGGGGGUUCGCGCCUUCGUUGGGCUGCACAUGCAGCAGACAUCAUCGAUUCAUCGUUCAGAUGGGUGCUGAAAUGGGCCAUUGGAUGACAUCGUCUGACCAUCUUCUGCGGUACUCAAUGCAUCAUGGGAUGUCUGCUCACUGAUGCAAGUCAGAGCCAGU